Messenger RNA from Syzygium oleosum, 854 nucleotides. RefSeq names its product non-specific lipid transfer protein GPI-anchored 25. The record is from RefSeq and is a predicted model, not a curated record. The transcript is spliced from 3 exons. Bases 1 to 687 code for a protein of 228 amino acids. NCBI's taxonomy places the organism in Eukaryota, Viridiplantae, Streptophyta, Magnoliopsida, Myrtales, Myrtaceae.
AUGGCCGCCUCCGUCGCCGCCGCCGCCGUAACCGCCUUCCUCCUCCUCCGAGCGGCCGCCGCAGCAGCGCCGCCGCCUCCGCCUCCGUCUCCUCCCGCGCCGGACGGCUGCGCCGGCCAGAUCGUGCUGCUGUCCCCGUGCCUCCCCUACGUCUCGUCGCCGCCGAACGACCUGGCGUCGACCGCGCCUCCUCCCUGCUGCGCCGCCCUGUCCUUCGCCCGCGACUCCGGCUUCGUCGGCUGCCUCUGUUACCUCGUGCGGGAGCCCGCCAUGCUCGGGUUCCCGCUCAACGGCACCAGGCUACGCUCUCUGCCUUCCGAUUGCUCUCUCGCCGCCGCCGACGUCGGCGACUCCACGGCGAGGAACGCGACGGUCGAGCUGGAUUCUCUCUGUUCAUCAGGUUCGCCACCGUUGCCUCCUCUGCGCGGCGCAAAGGGCUCGGACAUUGAGACAUUGCCCGAGAACAGUCCCUUGAGCGCUCCUUCACCGUCGCCUUCUCCGGAUGGAACCGGCAUUUCAUCGUCAGCUGCUGCUGAUAUCGCACCCACAGUACCAGCCUCGCCGCUAACACCGGCCAUGAGUUCAUCGUCAAAACUGCAGAUCAAUCAGCUGACGCUCCUCACGUGCUUGCCGCCAACGUGGGUUUUUCGUCGCGCUACAAUUCUUAAGCGCACCUCAUUGAUUUAGGUCUUUUAGACUACGUGCCCCGCCAAGAUUUCUCCUUCAUUUUUCGUUGGGUAUGAGACUAGACACGGAUUUACCACGCAGCAGAAGUAGCAAAUUUCAGUAUAUGAACCGAGUCAAGAGCAGUAAAACCUGACAGAAAUCAAAAGCCAAUUGCUGCAUUUCUUUCA